UGAGAUCCCUUCUCCAGGGCAUCAUCGAGGAAGCCAGAAGCAUGGCAAGUCUGAGAGCGUGGCUCGUGUGCUUGCUGCUGUUAGCCUCGGUCCUCCCAGGAGCUUCCAGCCGAGCCCACCAGCACUCCAUGGAGACACGAAGUAGGUGCCUGGCUUAUGCCCCUGACAUCAAUCCAGCCUGGUACACAGGCCGUGGGAUCAGGCCUGUGGGCCGCUUCGGCAGGAGGAGGGUAGCCCCGAGGGAUGUCACUGUACCUGGCCUGCGGUGCCCGCUAAGCUGCCUCGCGCUGAAUGGAGAUGCCAAGCUCUCUCAGCAUGAAUGACAGCCCAGUUCAUGAAGACAGUGAUCCUGGGCCCAACACCCUCUUUCUCUUUACGCAGUCUCUCCUACCCUCCCUUUUCUCUGCUUUUCCUUCAGUCUAAUAAAAGUGCUGUCCUUG
Molecule: messenger RNA, 440 nt
Organism: Phodopus roborovskii (desert hamster)
Lineage: Eukaryota; Metazoa; Chordata; Mammalia; Rodentia; Cricetidae
Gene: Prlh
Product: prolactin releasing hormone
Exons: 2
Coding region: 42-323 (93 amino acids)
Biological process (GO): response to peptide hormone; G protein-coupled receptor signaling pathway; feeding behavior
Molecular function (GO): neuropeptide hormone activity; prolactin-releasing peptide receptor binding
Source: RefSeq, a predicted model, not a curated record